This is a messenger RNA of Prorocentrum cordatum, 2322 nucleotides long. Lineage: Eukaryota; Dinophyceae; Prorocentrales; Prorocentraceae. The record is from the annotation of a GenBank genome assembly.
AUGGAGCCGGCGUCGGCCCUGGAGUCCCCGGGCGGCUUCCAGCGCUACUGCGAGCGCGGGCGCGCCUUGGAGCAGCCCGGCCCUGCGCCGCAGCGCCCGAGAGGCGAGCCUAUCAGCGGGCGGCCGCUGGCGCCCUGGGUCGUCGCGAGGAACCGCCGCGGCGACAGCCCGCCGCCCGCGCUGCCGCAAGACCCGCCGCCGCCGUGGCCCGAGGUGCCAGCGCUCAGGCUGCCAGCCGGCCCCGGAGUCAUCGCCCCCCCGCUGAAGGACGAGGCCGCGGCGGGCUCGGCCAGGCCGCUGGAGACGCAGCUGGCGCUUGCCUUCCAGGACCUGGCCGCUCUGGUCGGCAUCGGGCCCGCUGCCACUGCGGAGAAGCCUGGCCGGCGCGUCGCGCCCGCGCUGGGCACAAAAGCUGCCCCGCUGGGCGCCCGCAUGCGCCAGCCGCGCCAGCCCCUGGUCCGCGGCGUCCACAGCCAGUGCUGGACUGGCCCGCGGCACUCUCCUUCUUCUCAGCCUGCGGUAGAAGCGCUUUCGGAUGACCAUCAUCCUCCCGAUCCACCACCCGAGGCGAAGACCGAGCAUUGGUUUGAUCGCAUCAUGCCAAUGCCCCUGGCGCACCCCGACAACGAGGAACAGCAAGAUGACGAGGACGAGUUCGUGCCGAUUUACUCGCAACUCAGGGGCCAUCCGCUGCAGGGGCACGUGUCUGGGCUGCCGAUCUCGGAGGGCAUCGGAGGGGACUCGCUGGACUGCGACAUGCCCGACACUGUCAGAUCUACGGCUCGGGAUCACCUCAAGGCCGUCGAUCUCGCGGCCAGGAUCGCGCAGCGAGGCGCUGCGGAACCCGCGCUGAAGCCCGCCGUGCAGGGCUCCAUCUUCAGCUCGCUUCCCCCGGUGCCCCCCGAGCCCGACGUGCCCCUCGCGGCGGCGCACAACGAGUGGGAGCUGGCGUUCGAGUGGCACUCGCUGGAGCACACCCUCAAGGACGUGGCGGGCGCCGCGAGGCCCGCGAAGGACGCUCGAGCUACACGCAAGCAGGAGCGGCCCAGACCGGCGCCAGAGCCCUCCCGCGGCGGCGGCAGCAGCGGCAGCGCAGCGCCCGCGGCCAGGCCAGCGCCGCCAGCGGAGGAGCGGCCCAGACCGGCGCCAGAGCCCUCCCGCGGCGGCAGCAGCGGCAGCGCAGCGCCCGCGGCCAGGCCAGCGCAGCCCGUGGCGGCGCCCCGGGAGGCCGUCGCCGCCGCUGCCGCCCCGGGCGGCCUGGCCGAGGCAGCUGCGGCGGGCCGCGAGGAGGCGGUGCCCCUGCAGCGCAGGUACGGGCCGCAGAGCCGGCGUGGCGGAGCCUCUCAAGACCAGCUGAUGGUCCUGCAGAGCAACGAGCACGCGAUGCGGUGCUUCGCCACGAUGGCGCACCACGAGGAGGUCCUCUGUGAAGAGUGGGCUGUUUUCUACCAUACCUACUCGUAUGCCGCGCUGAUCUACGAGCUGCAGGCGGCGGUGGCCGCCGUGCUGUAUCGGUUCCCGUCGGGGCAGUCGACGCUGCCGCGCAUUCUGGUGUCGGACUUCGCGCAGCUCCCGGACGCCCCUUCCCUCAUCGGCAAGUUCCGCGAGAAGUUCUCGAAGGACAGAAUGGACCACCACCCAGAGUACCGGGCGGUCGCCAUCUCCACCAUGUGCUCGCUGGUGGCGCUCGGGCCAGAGGUGUCCACCCCGACGGCCUUCCUCGCUGGGUUCAGCCAAGAGGACCUCUCCUUCACCGACGCGCUGAUGAAGUCACUCGCGUCGUGUUACAUCCCGCAGGCCAAGAUCAAGCGGCUGGCGGUCGAUAUCGUGAGGCUCUCCGAGGAGUACGGCCUCGACGUGUCCAAGUACGGCGGGAAGGCGUGCGCGAGCGGCAAGGCGGGGCAUCUGCUUCAGAUCUUCGUCCACAGGUCCCGCCUGGACGAGAUUGCGUAUGCCGCUCUGCCGUACGGCGAGAUCGAUGAGGAGAGGCAUUUGAUCUCGGACUGGCUCGGCGGCGACUUCCCGAUGAACUUUGGGCAGGCUCGUCUCGUUGCGAACCCCAAGGCGUUCACCAACUCAGACCGCGUUCGCAUGUUCACGGUGAGCGCCGACCCGACCUUUCACGGCAAUCGGGCCGCUUUCCAGGAGGCCUUGGUGCGCCUGAUCGAGGGGGCGCUGGACACCCCGGCCCUCCGCCAGACGGCCAUACAGGGCAUCGCGACGGGCGUGCUGCCCUCGUGGGUCGCGAAGCAGGAGGCCAAGGCCGAGGUCGGGUCGACAUCGUCUGGCUUGAAGUCGUUGGCUAGCCGUCUGCGCUGGUAG